Messenger RNA from Tetranychus urticae (two-spotted spider mite), 2099 nucleotides. RefSeq lists its product as uncharacterized. Lineage: Eukaryota; Metazoa; Arthropoda; Arachnida; Trombidiformes; Tetranychidae. The record is from RefSeq and is a predicted model, not a curated record.
UAUAUUUGUCUUCAUCAUUUUCCUCUUUACACAGACUCUUUUAUAGCAUUUUCUUGUUUCUCGUCCUUUUUUCAAUUCACUUUGACUUCACAGUGAGACUCUAAAGAUGGCUGAUUAUGAUGAAUGAACUUAAAUUGAUUUAUAAUCUUGAUUAGCUUGCAUCAAGUCUCAUCAAAAACAUCCACAAAUCUGAUUGUCACUUACCAACAAACACCAAGUAAUUAAAUUAAAAGACCGGCCAUGUUAUAAAUGGUGAACAUUCAAUCCCAGUGUAAAUAUCAUAAAAACCCAAAAUUCACUCCCAAUUUCCAUUGGCUUAUUUCAUCUCCAAAUCAAAAUAUUGUUUUCUAUCAAAGUGCUAAUUCUAAUUGAUCAUCAUCUUUAAAGUGAUCUCUCUCAAAAUUGUGAUGAUUUGUUCAGAUAUUAAUUCCAGUAUUAAUAUUAAAGCUUAUUUGCCUUCACCUGUGAUUAUCAUGUUUCAUUAAUUGAUGCCAUUUUGUAAUUUAGUUGAUAUUAAAAAUCAUGGGAACCUGUUUCGGUCGAUAUUCAUGUUCCUGUUGUAAUUGCCUUUACCUUAAACAGCCUCGAUCAUCAACAAUCUCAAGUUUAACCUCAACAUGUCGAAGUAGGUCAAAGGCUAAUUCAUCUUUUGCCCUUCAUCGACAAAACUCGACUCUAGAGUUUGAAAAUUUCAUGUAUGAUUAUAGUCUUGAGGAUUCAGCAACAACAUCAACAUCAGUACGACAUCAACCAAGCAUUUCCACUGUUGUCAGAUUCGAUGCUGAGAAUGCAAAAUUGGAUAAUUUCAAGUUGCCUGUUUAUUCCGAAUGCAAUGGUAAAUUAAUGCUUAAUUAUGGAGUUAAUUACAUCAAUCGAGGUGAAUCACCUCUUCUCGAUCCUAUUUUACUAAACUGUGAUUCUUUGGCCAUUGAACGAGUCAAUCCGCUGUUGACCGGUAAAAGCCUUAAAAAUAAGAGAUUGACCAAGAAGGAGCGAAAAAGAAUGAAAGAGGAAGAAGAAGAUGAAGACCGAAAUGAUGGACCGAAUGAACCAUUUGUUCGAACUGAACCGUAUCUUCUUCCAAUGAUGACACUCGAAGAUUCAGCUACACAUAACUGGGACCAUGAAAGCAGUGAUGUGAUCAAUGGUGGCAAUGAAUUGGAAUGGGACGAUUAUCAAGAUAAUCUGAUAUUCAACGAUGAAACAGAUUCCUUGAUUCAAGACAUUGAAGAUUUAACUGCCAGAGCAUUGAAAGAAACGGGAUUAAAUUAACUUUUGUUUACUUCAUUCAAUUGUGAGAUACAAAAAUAUAAAGUGAAUGUCGAACGUCAACUUACAUAUCUUUCCAAUUUGUUCUCGAAACACUUCGACCUCCAUAAACUCAAAAGUCAAGUUCCAAUUAUCAUUGAAAUUGAAAUGCAUCCAAAGAAGAGUCAACAACUGUAAUUGUGAACGCAUGCUAUCUAUCGAAUGAGAAUGAAAAAUAUUACAUUUUUCCUGAUUUGCGAUUAAGAACUCAUGUCUUCAUGAGAAUUUAAAAUCGGGUUUAUAAAUGGAACUUUGGAUAUUUUAAAAAAUUUUAGCUUAAAAAGUGGCUAUUGCAAUGGACGUCUUAAUUUUCGAAUCGCUUCGACCUUUUCCUGUUGGUUAGCUUCAUUGUGAGUUUAUAUUCAAGAUCUUUUUGGCGGUCAAUGAGCUCUAGUAAAAUCUACAGAUGGAUUGAAAUUCUUUAAGCUAAGUAACUCAGUUGAAAGGAAAAUGUGAUGAAAUUAGAAAACGAUUUUAUUUUGGGAAAUUUGUUGAUAAAAGGUUGACCAAAACAAAUUGCUAAGGUAUUUGAGUUGAAUGUUCAUUUAAGCUGAUCAACUUUGUAUCAUAUUGUAUGUAUUAGUUAAGCGUGAUUCGGAUAUUCAUGUAAAUAUCGAUUUAUCCAAAUUGAACUUCUUUUUGUACAUUUCAUGGAUUGAUUGUAUUUGUUGAAUGACAAUCAAACAAAGAAGCCUAAUUUUGAAACAAUCUCUAUGUUUAUGCUUCUGUUUCACAAUCAACCUUAAUUAUUGUAAUCAUUAAAUCAUAAUUAAAAUGAUUCGAGAAAAGCA